Messenger RNA from Klebsormidium nitens, 624 nucleotides. Lineage: Eukaryota; Viridiplantae; Streptophyta; Klebsormidiophyceae; Klebsormidiales; Klebsormidiaceae. The record is from the annotation of a GenBank genome assembly.
AUGACAACAUUGAAUACAAAGCUCGGUCUGGUGGUGUACGCUCCUCUGUGGUAUCUUCUCAAGAACUGUUCACCGCUCUCUUGUUUGCGUGUGGCCGUGAAGCAAAAGGUCGCAAUCAAAGGUAUGAAACUCUGGGUGCCGUCCCAAGUUUUCACUCAAGCCGAGUCUCUGGAGAAACAAAACACACUCAAGGUCUUGGCAAAGAAAAAGGCUCAGCCAGCUCUCACGCGAACCCAGAAGUAUAGGACGGCGGACAAGUAUCGUGAAGAGGUGGCGGCAGUCGACAUGGCGCACGUAAAGAGACUGGAUCCCAGUGUGACUGGGCUUCCGAUGUCGAUUUGGCUCAGCCCAAGACAUGGGGACUACAGCCCUCGGUUGUGGGUUGCACAAGACUACGGGGAGCAAGGGACAGCCGGAGAGUGGUUCAUUAUGAGUGUUGCUAAGCACUCGAAAUCUGUAGGAAACUCGGGGCGUAUUGACAUCGAUGAUUUCGAGAUUAUAGAAAAGUUCAUCCGGAAGAAUCGGAAGUUACUGGAAGCUUGCUGGGAGCAGGACACGUGCUUCGACAUCGAUGACGUUGUUGCGCGCUUGAAGAAGCUUUCAACAGCUCAAUCGCAAGGAUAA